AUGAAUAAUACCCCUCCGACUACCGGUCCCACGGCCGCUCCGCCGCAGUACUCGCAUUACACCCCUUUGCGUUACGCUUCUUCCAUAACCGUACCCGUCGAGUACCCCACGUACAUGCAGUACCAUUCCGACAGCUUGCUCCCGCCAAUGUCGAACAUGGAAAAUAUCCCACCUAUGGCUGCAUUGCGGCCAAACGACGCAUCAGAACAGAGGCCAACAAAACGAAAGUCAGAUGGAGAACAUCCUGACGCCUUCAGAGAGCGACCUAGACAAGCCGUAUCGCCAAUCAGCCCUAGAGUCCAUUCUGCCACGCAAGAUCACGCCCGAGCCUAUAGUGGGCCUCAGUACGGAACUCAACACAACCCAGUCGAGAUACUUUCGAGCCCAGAGUCAACGAAAAGCAUACCAAGGCAACAGAUGACGAGCUCAAAACAACCUGUCCUGCCGCAAGAUCUGCGGAAUGCUGGGUUAUAUGUUCAGGAGCCCAAUCUCUCCGCGAAGAAGAUUGUAUACUACGCGGUAGCAGGUGGGAAAGUGCCUGGUAUCUAUACAAACUAUGAUACCGUUCUCGAACAGAUUAAAGGCUACAGUGGUGGUUGGCAAAAGAAGUUUCGUACCAUAGAUGAUGCAUGGAAAUAUAUGAACGAAAACAGAUCCCGCGUCGAAAUAGCGCUCCAGCGCCAAAGGGAGCGGCAGCAAGAGUCCUACAACUUUGCUCCGACAUACCAUGCGAAUAGGGCUCAGCGUACACCUUCACCUCCUCCAAAGUACACUUACCCCCUUCUAACCCCACCUUCCAAUCGAUCCCAAGGAUACGUAAACUACAAUCUAUCGCCUUCCAAAGCAGGACACGUUGUAGGGCAGUCGCAGCUUGCAGCAAAUUCUCCAAGACCGAACACUACCGCUAACAAGAACGUUUCUGAUCCCGAGAUAAGAUUGAGCGCAGAACAGCAGAGAGUCGUAGAUCUCAUCGUGGACGGCGGGAAAAACGUCUUCUACACUGGGUCUGCAGGAUGUGGCAAGUCUACUAUCUUGAAGGCUUUCGUUCCACUACUAAAAAAGCAAGGAAAGAACGUUCGGAUUGUAGCGCCAACUAAUCUCGCCGCGCUUAACAUUGGCGGACAAACGACCUGGAAUUUCGCUGGUUGGACAGUGAACAGCAUGAACGAAUCGUUGGAUAGGUUGAAGGAAGCCGCUCACGGCAAAGAAACUUGGAAGAAGUUCGACAUGACCGACGUGCUAGUCAUCGAUGAGAUCAGCAUGAUUGAAAACCUCCAAUUUGAGCGAUUGAGCGAAGUCAUGAAGGCCAGCCGCGCCGGCAAAGCCACUGGCCCAUUUGGCGGCGUUCAAGUCGUUGUUACCGGAGACUUUUGUCAAUUAUCACCUGUGAAGCCCUUCCAGCAUUGUAUGGGGUGUGGAUGGAAGCUCAUUCAUGAAAAGAGAGAAGGAGAGCUACAUCACAUUUGCGAGAACCCUAAAUGUCGCUAUGAUUUCUGGUUCGACACCGACAAGUGGGCCUUCCGUAGCGAGGCGUGGAAGGAUUGCAAAUUCGAACAUAUCAAUCUCACAGAAAUUCACAGGCAAGACGACAGGAAGUUUAUCUCCAUACUCCAGAAAAUUCGCAGAGAUGGUGAGAUUGUUAGGCAUCACGCAAAUAUCCUGCUCAAUCACACAAAAGAUACCGAAGGCGCCAUCCGACUAUUCUCCAAGCGCCUGGAUGUCGACCGUAUAAACAAAGAAAACAUUGCGAAGCUCCCUUCACAGCAACUCGCCUACAAGUGUUUAGAUAGCUUCGUAUGGAAUGAUCGCGAAGAUACAUCUUUGGAAAAAUACUGUGAACAGAAAGAAGAUGGUACUCUCAAACAACUAAGAGAGCAUCGCUACGAAGCUAUUGUGCAUUUGAAGGAGGGCAUGCGCGUGGUGUUACAGGCCAAUCUUGAACCCGACGCCGGCCUUGUAAACGGCUCCCAAGGCCUGAUCAUCGGAUUUGAGGAAUUUGACCCUAACAAGCUACCCCGCGCAGCAGAGGGCAAAGACGAUUACGGUGAGCUCAAAGGUACUCAUGCCAAAUAUUCCCAGGGGCAAAUUAAGGAAUACGCCAAUCGGAACCGCCGCCAGCCAUGGCCAGUUGUUCGGUUCGACAACGGCCGAACUAAGGUCAUCUACGCGGACUGUCCUUGCAACGAACUCGGAAAUGUUGGCGAGCAUGGAGAUAAGGGCAAGCUCAGCCUGUUAUCGAGGGCACAGAUUCCGCUUGUCGCAGGCUAUGCCAUUACUGUGCACAAGUCGCAGGGAAUGACGCUGGAUCGCGUUAUUGUCGAUCUCAAGGACGCUUUUGAGGCAAGCCAACUCUACGUCGCUCUCAGUAGAGCACGCUCGCUCAAGGGUCUCGAAGUUGUGGCACUUCCAAAGAGACCUCUGGGGGGUGCCAAUCCACAGGUCAGGGAAUUCUUCAAUAGAUACCUUGACCCGAAUCAGCCCCAUCCAUCAUCCCAGACGCCGCAAGCAUCACAGGUUUCUCAGUCAUCACAGUCUUGA
This is a messenger RNA of Alternaria arborescens, 2538 nucleotides long. RefSeq lists its product as hypothetical. The record is from RefSeq and is a predicted model, not a curated record. Bases 1 to 2538 code for a protein of 845 amino acids. Gene Ontology annotation, biological process: telomere maintenance; DNA repair. The transcript has 7 exons. Gene Ontology annotation, molecular function: DNA helicase activity. Lineage: Eukaryota; Fungi; Ascomycota; Dothideomycetes; Pleosporales; Pleosporaceae.